ACCUAUCUGCUUUACGGUACCGGUGAUAGCAGUCGGCAUGAACGCUGAUAGAUGGUUAUAAUAUUUGACUGUUGUGAAGAUUUAAUAUUGUAUUAGCUAUUGUUGAACCGAUUUCUAGUUUUAUUAACGCGUGUCUUCUGUAUAAAUGUACAGUUUCACCGAUCAAGGGCAGGAAUGGUUUUAUUGAGAAACGAUUAUAUGUAAAGUACGAUCUGAUGUAAUUACUUAUUUAUGUCGUAUUAAUAACGGGUUUUUACACUCAGCUCGACAGUGUUGCGUGUUGUUUAGUUCGUUUCGUGCAUUUUAAUUUUCAGUUCGGAUAACUGCAAGUUGCUGAAAAGCUCAAACACGACAGUUCUAUCCGGAAAGAGAGAGAUACACUUUUUUGUAAUAAACUUGCUUUUUGUGCUCGAGUUCUACAACAUGUGCUCGAUUUAAAUACAACAUCUCUUAUUGUCUAAGUUUGGAGAGGCGCAUAUUUGUAAGGCUGAUGCCAUUGAAAUUUUAAGGUUUUUUUUUUUUUUCUCCUUAUUAAGAUUUAUUUUUGCUCGUCCCUCAACGAAUAAUAGUGAAUUCAAGAUGACUGUAAUUAAGUUAACCACUCAGGCAUAUUGUAAAAUGUUAUUGCACGCUGCGAAGUAUCCCCACCUCGCGGUGAAUGGUCUGUUGGUGGCCGAAAAUCAGAAGCGAAAAGACGGCCAGCCUGUUUUGUGUGUGGACUGUGUGCCUCUGUUCCAUGGUACCCUAGCGCUGGCACCAAUGAUGGAAAUUGCUUUGACUCUGAUUGACACCUGGUGUAAGGAAAAUAAGUACGUGAUAGCUGGGUAUUACCAGGCCAAUGAACGAAUCAAGGAAACGAGACCCAAUCAAUUUGCAGAAAAAGUAGCAGCAAGGAUUGCAGAAAACUUCAGUCAGGCAGCAUUGAUUAUGGUGGACAACAGUAAGAUUUCCAUGAAUUGUUAUGACCCUGCAAUUUCUGUCUUCGAGCAUCAUGACAACAAAUGGAAAUGCAGAGACGCUAGCAUUGACUGCUGUGAGGACUGGUCUGAAGCCCAGAAUAUCAUGUCUGCACUUCUGGAAGGCAGGUCUUACGACAACCUGAUCGACUUUGAUAAUCACCUGGAUGACCUGCGGAAUGACUGGACAAACCCUGAGAUCAACAAAUCCAUCCUGCACUUGUGUUGAGCACUUCUUCAGUAGACUAGCUGUUGUGAUUUCUGCCAAAACGGGACUCAAUAUUUUUCCAGUGAACUUUUUUCUUCAUAAAAGAAUACAGUGUGAAGUUGUACGUUGACAGUGAAUUUACCAGAUACCUUUGCAAACCAUGUGAGUGAUUCUACGUAAAGUUUCUAUAAUCAGUUAAUUACGUAUCUAAAAAUUGGGCAUUUUUAGAAAUGCUUUCAAGCAUUCAGCCUACAAUUAGUAAUGUCACUGAUUUGUUGCUGGCCAGGGAUUCGUAAUGUAUUUUCACUUUACUACAUACAUUAAACUAUAAGCUAAGAGUGUUAUAACCACUGAUGUACUUCUAAAGCAAUCCUUGUUUAAGCCAUUAUCUUUAAAUCCAACAUACUCUUUUCGGAUGUAAAAGCCAGCAAACUAAAAAUCAAAUAGGUGCUUUUUAUACCAUGUAUAUUUUCAGAGUAUUAUUUCUUACUUGUUUAAUAUGUCUUUGUGUGUUACAUAUCAUUAUCUCCUUGUGUCUGCUUUGAACAUUAUUUACCAUGCUUACUACCUAUUAAUGUAAGGAGGGUUAAAGAAUUACUAAUUGCAUGCAGCUGGAAUUUCUUCCUUUUCUGCAACUGGUUUUUGGAUAGAUUUUCUAUUUACUAACAGUGCAGAGGGGACAGACUUUACAGUCGCACACCCCAAAAAUCGUUUUUUCUUUAUUCAGCUUUCAGAAAUGUUUGAAAAGGGAGUUUUUUGGCCUGAAUAGUUUGUAAGCGUGGAAAACAAUGAUCACAGCUGAGAUCAUAGAUUAUAAUGGAGGUCACUUAAAUCAAAUAUUAUGAAAAUGUAGAUGGUAUGAAAAAUCCUAUACUUUCGCAGGGUUCAUUCAUUUCUUUUGUUUUUUGUCUUGUAGUUUGUAAUGAAAUUACAUUCAUAUUCAUAUUAGGUGUAGUCACUUUAACUGGGAGAAUGCCAGUGGAAUUCUGGAGCACUACUUCUUGAAUUGUAAUUAGAUGUUAAAUCAUACUGCAGUCCAUACACAUGACAUGCAUUCUAGUGAAGACUGUGUUAAUGAAUGAGUGAAAAGUUCCCAUUAGGAAUAAAUAAGUUUUCUUUUAUGUCCUGUGUUUAAUAAAAUCCUUUUUUCUUGACAUUA
Polyodon spathula (Mississippi paddlefish) is the source of this 2323-nucleotide messenger RNA. It is a transcript of the gene emc8, whose product is annotated as ER membrane protein complex subunit 8. NCBI's taxonomy places the organism in Eukaryota, Metazoa, Chordata, Actinopteri, Acipenseriformes, Polyodontidae. The transcript is spliced from 5 exons. Gene Ontology annotation, cellular component: EMC complex. The record is from RefSeq and is a predicted model, not a curated record. The coding region runs from base 580 to 1185 and encodes 201 amino acids.